Piliocolobus tephrosceles (Ugandan red Colobus) is the source of this 3261-nucleotide messenger RNA. It is a transcript of the gene STK16, whose product is annotated as serine/threonine kinase 16. Gene Ontology annotation, biological process: protein phosphorylation. Gene Ontology annotation, cellular component: cytoplasm; Golgi apparatus. Gene Ontology annotation, molecular function: protein serine/threonine kinase activity; ATP binding. Bases 398 to 1483 code for a protein of 361 amino acids. The transcript is spliced from 7 exons. NCBI's taxonomy places the organism in Eukaryota, Metazoa, Chordata, Mammalia, Primates, Cercopithecidae. The record is from RefSeq and is a predicted model, not a curated record.
CUCUGUCCCGAGCCAGGUCAGUCGGGGAGUGCAGGCUGGCCCAUUCCGGACUCUGGGCUCCUAGGCCGGGGGUGGGCCCUGCCAGGAGUGGGCGUGAGCUUCGCACGUCCUCCGAGACUACGCUGUGUUCUGUCUUUGCGGCGCGACGGGCGUGGGAGCGGGGCCUGCCCAAAGGUGGGCUGGGGUUGGAGGAAGUGGCCCGGUAGCCGCUGUGUGUCCUGAGGCCGUAAGGCCCCUGACCCCCCCGCUUGAAGCUGGCAAAGGAGCAAGGCCCAUUUUCUCUAGACAAUCGUCAUGAUCCGCUGGGCCCCCAGCGCAUCUCCUGGAAGAGCCCACUCACCCUGGACGAGCUCUUCGGUAGCCUCAGACCGUCCUUGAAGAGGAUGACUGAGACAUUAUGGGCCACGCGCUGUGUGUCUGCUCUCGGGGAACUGUCAUCAUUGACAAUAAGCGCUACCUCUUCAUCCAGAAACUGGGGGAGGGUGGGUUCAGCUAUGUGGACCUAGUGGAAGGGUUACAUGAUGGACACUUCUACGCCCUGAAGCGAAUCCUGUGUCACGAGCAGCAGGACCGGGAGGAGGCCCAGCAAGAAGCCGACAUGCAUCGCCUCUUCAAUCACCCCAACAUCCUUCGCCUCGUGGCUUACUGUCUGAGGGAGCGGGGUGCUAAGCAUGAAGCCUGGCUGCUGCUACCGUUCUUCAAGAGAGGUACGCUGUGGAAUGAGAUAGAAAGGCUGAAGGACAAAGGCAACUUCUUGACCGAGGAUCAAAUCCUUUGGCUGCUGCUGGGGAUCUGCAGAGGCCUUGAGGCCAUUCAUGCCAAGGGUUAUGCCCACAGGUCAGUGGGAGGACCCUGUGUACUUGCUGGGGCCCAGAGGAAGAGCCUUACCAAGAGAAAUGGGAGGUCUCUGUUCUCCCAAGAAACAGCCUAUAUGAUUCUUUUGCUUGCUGGGAUUCCAGCCUUCCUGUCCAGAGAUGCUCGUAGGUCACUUCUACUUCCCUACAGGGACUUGAAGCCCACCAAUAUAUUGCUCGGAGAUGAGGGGCAACCAGUUUUAAUGGACUUGGGUUCUAUGAAUCAAGCAUGCAUCAAUGUGGAGGGCUCCCGCCAGGCUCUGACUCUGCAGGACUGGGCAGCCCAGCGGUGUACCAUCUCCUACCGAGCCCCAGAGCUCUUCUCUGUGCAGAGUCACUGUGUCAUCGAUGAGCGGACUGAUGUCUGGUCCCUAGGCUGCGUGCUAUAUGCCAUGAUGUUUGGAGAAGGCCCUUAUGACAUGGUGUUCCAAAAGGGUGACAGUGUGGCCCUUGCUGUGCAGAACCAACUCAGCAUCCCACAAAGCCCCAGGCAUUCUUCAGCAUUGCGGCAGCUCCUGGCCUCUAUGAUGACCGUGGACCCGCAUCAACGUCCUCACAUUCCUCUCCUCCUCAGUCAGCUAGAGGCGCUGCAGCCCCCAGCUCCUGGCCAGCAUACUACCCAAAUCUGAAAAAGCAGCAGGUUGAGAAGAUGUCCCCUCGUGCCUCGGAAAGAGGUUCCCAUCCCUCAUUGGAAUCUCUACCCAUUCCAUCCAGGACUGCUCUUACACUUGGGGGUAGUGGGGUCAGGACAAUCAUCUUAGUCCUGCAUCUGCUCUUCUGCUUUCUUCCAAGAACAAAACCUGGGCAAGGGGCCUUACUCAGUGGGAGUGGGUGGGGGUUGGGUAAAGGGAAAUGGUGGGAUACGGAACAUGGCUCUGAGCAGGACUGUUGAGCUCACAUAGUGUUCUGCCUCCAAAUCUGGGAGCAGGAGAAUGUAUAAACAAGAAUAAAGUGGAAGCAGAUCGGUGUGGAUCUUAGUCUCAGUGUUCCUAGAGUGAGAGAAGAGGUGCAGUGGGCCCAAAGUCUGGUUGUCAUUUCCAGGAGAACUGCCUGGGAAGGAGGAGGACUGCUGCAGAGUCAGCAAUGGUGUGACUUCAUUCCACAGGAGGUUGGUUAGCCAUGGACAGUUCUAGCUCAUCUUAGAUCAAAACUUAAAGCUGCUUGGGCUCAAGCUGGCAUUUGCCUGUGUCAAGAACCAGGGCCCCCUAAAAGCACUCAACUAGUUCUUUCCUUCCUUCACUCCUGGGGUGAGUAGCUUAGUCAGAGCAGCCCAGCCGGUUUGCCAGGCAAGGGCCUCUGGGUGGAGACACCUGAGGAAGCUUUGGUACAGGGAGAUUACAGGUCUCCCAUCCUCAGCCUAAGGGCAAGGGGAGUGGAGGUGGCAGCAGCAGCUGUUUUUGGCCCAUGUCUCCCUGAUCGUUCAAGCUCAUACAUGGUUAAUUAUUAAUGAGGCAGUGUGGUGUGGCAGUAUCCAGCUGCCACUUCCUGCCUACUCUGCUGAGUAAACAGGGGCCCUGUCUUAGCUGGGCUUCAAACCUGUUCCCUAGGGAAGGGCACUGUUCCCUGAAACACCAGGGAAGAAAGGCAAGGGCAGGGUUGGCAUCUCCUGCUCUUUUGCGAUCCAAGCCUCCUCCCCCCAACCAUGUCCACCCCACAGGCUGACAUCAGCAUGGGGCCUGGGGCUCCUGUUAGCAAAGUUGAAGCUUUCCCCAGGACCCUAGCAGGAGUCUCCCACCAGCUAGCACGGAGGCUGAGGCCAGAAAGAAAUCACAAACAGAGGGGAGAUGACCUGACUUUUAAUGGCACAGCCCAGCUCCAGCAAAGCAGCAAGACAGGAAGCUAUGCAAAGCUGCUCAGAGGUGCAGUGGCACAAACAACUCUAGGAGAUCGCCUGUGUUCUCUCCCAUCCCCCAAGCUUAUGAUGUGGCUCCAUGCCCAGGAACUCUGGGCCAGCCCAGCCCCACUCCCAAACCCUCAUAAUGCACAGAGGAGUCUGGGCCAAGCCUUGCUUCCAGAGUUGGUAAAUGUAGAGGCAGCAGGAAGAACAGGGUGGCAGUCUAACUUUCAAAGACAAACCACUGGAUUAAACUCCUACUUGGAAAGGAACUGAAGACUCAUCCUUCAACAGUUUGUGCCUGGAUUUGGUCCCCAUUUCCUCCCUAUACUGAAUACCCCUAGGGCUUCGAUUUAAAUUCCCUGGGGUUAUGCUUCCUGGGCCUGGCAAGGACCCCUUUGCAGGUCUCACGUUCAGCGAUGGGAGGGAUAAGGGUCAUGAACAGCAAACAGUGAGAGCAGCAGCAGCAUGAAGGGGAAGGCAGCAGAAGCUCAAGCACUCAGAGGGGACAAGAAACCGUGCAAGGAAACUGUUUAUUUCGAAAGGAUUUUGCAAUAAACAUAGUGAACAGGC